UCCAGCCACCUAAUAUUCUGUCCAUCCUGACUCCAGGAGUUGAACAGCAUGAUGCUGUAUCUCUGCCUCUGUGCGCUGGCUGUUUUCCUGCAUUCAGUUUACUCUUAUAACUGCUCAGCGCAUUACAAAAGAGUUCCAGAUAAUGGUGACCUGACGGUACACUGUGGCACUAAUAUGAUCUUACUGGAGGUGAACCUGUGCACCGCUGAAUGGGCGGGCUUCGAUCCCAAUGGACUGGCCUUGAAUGGUGAACGCAAUAACAGCCAGUGCAUGGGCAACAUUGACACCAUUGUGAACCCACCUGUCAUUCGCUACCAGCUGCCUGUCAAUCACAGUCAGGAGAAUCCAUGUAGACAAUCUCUGCAGAUUGUGGACGAGGUACCCAGCCGCACCGGGCCGUUCAGCAUGUUCUCCAGCAUUCAGUCCGUCAUUAUCACCGGCUUCAUUGAUACGCCCAGCUCUGCAGAAGGCUUCAUUAGUUACUCCACAGACCUUUACUACCAUUUCUCCUGUCGGUACCCGCUGGAAUAUCUCCUCAACAACACUCAGAUUGUAGCGUCUUCGGUUUCAGUGGCUACAAGUGACAACAAUGGAACUUUUAUUGACACUCUCAGUAUGAGUGUCUACAAUAGCACAGAUUUUACCUACCCACUAGUGGUUCCACCAUCAGGGCUACAACUACGCUCUAAAGUCUAUGUUGAAGUUAAAGCAAACAAUCUCACUGGAAAUUUUCAUCUUCUGCUGGACUACUGCUUUGCAACCCCUUCACCUUAUAAUCAAACCAACACCAGACGGCAUAACUUUUUCACCGGUUGUGGUAUAGAGAACCGGACAAAUGUCCUUCUUAAUGGCCGUUCCAAGUACUCCAGAUUUUCUUUUGAAGCGUUUCGUUUUGUGGAACACCGUGAUCAAGAAAAGUCCACUAUAUAUCUGCACUGUAUACUCCGGCUUUGUGAGCCAAAUAAGUGCCAAGAGCUCCUUGAUUCUUGCAUCACUAAUAGAACUCGAAGGCGAAGGGCACCAGAACCUUUUGGAUCGCAAGCAAAAGAUUCUGCCACAGUGUCUGUGGGUCCUCUGUAUACUGAAGCCCAGAAUAACCUUCCAUCUCCAUCUCCCUAUGAAUCUGGAGGCAGUGAGCCAUUGAGUAGGAACAAUGUAAACAUGGCCGGAGUCGUGGUGGGGGUCAUGUUUGCCACCGGUGGUGCUGUGGUGCUGGUUAUGGCUGGAUGGUUUGUGCUGAAGAAGUUUUACUGGGCUGGUAGUCUGCCUCAAACUUUCCAUUAAGAGAUCCAUUAACCCGCCAUCUGUUCUGUGCUGAAUGAAGUUUAAUUUGAUAUAUCAGAUAAGGCGUCUGAUCACAGCAUCUGAACAAACUAUCAGAGGGCCGCUUUGCAUAAUGCCUAUUUAGCAUACUGUAAUCUAUUUAGACAGCAGCGGAAGUUCAGUAAACAUUUUGCACCUGUGCGCUCCGUAGAAAGCUAUAAGACAUUAUGUAAAUGCAAAACCUCAUAUUUAGAACUGUAUUUAACCAUUGUUAUAUAAUGCUUUGAUAACUUUAUAUGCCUCGAUCUGUUCAUUUCAUUUCAUCUCCUUUUAUGAUGUCCAUUGCUUGUAUAUUAUCCAAUGACUUGCUGCUUUCCUGUAAUGUAAUGUGAUGUUAGUUUAGAUGACUGUUUAGUAUACUUAGAAAUUAUUAAAUGAUGUACAGAUACUAAAUGUCUCCACCAACAUCGAUUAUUCAGUGAGUGAUAUCUGGCGAGAACAAUUCUGAAGAUUAUAUUAA
This is a messenger RNA of Triplophysa dalaica, 1783 nucleotides long. RefSeq names its product zona pellucida-like domain-containing protein 1. Gene Ontology annotation, cellular component: cell surface. Bases 49 to 1284 code for a protein of 411 amino acids. NCBI's taxonomy places the organism in Eukaryota, Metazoa, Chordata, Actinopteri, Cypriniformes, Nemacheilidae. The record is from RefSeq and is a predicted model, not a curated record. The transcript has 11 exons.